Molecule: messenger RNA, 1188 nt
Organism: Etheostoma spectabile (orangethroat darter)
Lineage: Eukaryota; Metazoa; Chordata; Actinopteri; Perciformes; Percidae
Product: PR domain zinc finger protein 12
Biological process (GO): neurogenesis; regulation of gene expression
Cellular component (GO): nucleus
Molecular function (GO): histone methyltransferase binding
Source: RefSeq, a predicted model, not a curated record
CCCACUCACUUGGCGACCAGCGCACUCCUAACUUCUGUUAACACUUUAACACAUUACACAGUAACACGUUAUAUUGAAAUAGAAGGGGAAAAAACCAACAAGUGGAGCUUUAAUUCCAGCAAGACUCUGACACUUGUUUGGAUUUUUUUUUUUUUUUUUAAGUUUUGUUCACCUGAAGGGCUUCCCCCCCACCACCCUCCGGUCCCCUGACGCCGGCUCUUGCUGCAGCUUCUGUCCGCCCCCGGCUACUUCCCUUCCGGCCAUGGGCUCCGUGUUGCCCGGCUCCUCGCUGGGCCUGAAGUCGGGCUUCAAGCCGCACCAGCCGCUCUCCCUGGCGGACAUCAUCACCUCGGACAUCCUGCACAGCUUCUUGUACGGCCGCUGGAGGCACGUGCUGGGCGAACAGCACCACCAUCUCCCGCACCAGCAUCACCUGCAGCACGAGGACCGCACCACCCCAAGCGCGAGCCCCAAGACCGCGUUCACCGCUGAGGUGCUCGCGCAGUCCUUCUCCGGAGAGGUCCAGAAGUUGUCCAGUCUGGUGUUACCCAGUGAAGUGAUCAUCGCUCAGAGUUCAGUCCCAGGAGAAGGUUUGGGUAUUUUCUCUAAAACCUGGAUUAAAGCUGGAACAGAGAUGGGACCCUUCACCGGACGCCUCAUCUCACCUGAACACAUCGACCUGUACAAGAACAACAACCUCAUGUGGGAGGUGUUUAACGAGGACGGGACAGUCAGGUAUUUCAUUGAUGCGAGUCAGGAGGACCAGAGGAGCUGGAUGACUUACAUUAAGUGUGCGAGGAACGAGCAGGAGCAGAACCUGGAGGUGGUUCAGAUCGGCAGCAGCAUCUUCUAUAAGGCUGUGGAGACAAUCCCUCCGGAUCAGGAGCUGCUGGUCUGGUAUGGAAACUCCCACAACACCUUCCUGGGAAUCCCGGGAAUUCCUGGAGGAGAUGAGGAACAAAGCAAGAAGACCAAAACCGAUGAGUUCCACACCUGUGAAGGCUCCACUUCCUCCUCCUCCUCUUCUUGCUCCUCUUCCUCAUCUUCCUCCUCCUCCAGUCUGGGCCGCAUGCGUUGCGUCAUCUGCCACCGCGGCUUCAACUCCCGCAGCAACCUGCGCUCCCACAUGCGCAUCCACACGCUGGACAAGCCGUUUGUCUGCCGCUUCUGCAACCGCCGGUUCAGCCA